Stereum hirsutum FP-91666 SS1 is the source of this 1137-nucleotide messenger RNA. RefSeq lists its product as uncharacterized. The record is from RefSeq and is a predicted model, not a curated record. The transcript is spliced from 10 exons. Lineage: Eukaryota; Fungi; Basidiomycota; Agaricomycetes; Russulales; Stereaceae. Bases 1 to 1137 code for a protein of 378 amino acids.
AUGAAGAAGACUUUCGUCACUCAAAGGACGGUGUUCAUGAGCCAAGUCUUGGAAGUCAAGCGCACCGAAAUCUACAAGACGGCUUGCGGUGGAAGUAGACUACCAGAGGAUGAGGAGACCUGGGAUCCCUCCGAUAGUACGAGUGGGAACAUGUCUUUCCUUUCUUUUUUCGUCGGACGGAUAAAGAAGGGCCUCGAGAAGAUACCACACGAAGGGCGAGAUACAGCGAAGAAAUGCUACCGAACGCUCUCUGGGGUUAUGUCCUCGCACCCGGAGAAAUAUCCUAAGUGGAGUUUACCAAAGAAUUUGACCAAUGCAUUGCAGGAUGCGACGAACUUCUUGGAGACUGUCUCCACCCAACUUCAGGAAGAAAAGGUGGAUAUAGUCGCCCUCCAACACAAGCACACAAUUUUGAUGGACCAUACCAUGGAACUCUCUUCGACGACCUUCACGAGACUUGUCAAGCAAGUUAAUUCUGUUCGCAGGCCAUACCUCCGGGAGUCCCUUCAAUUGGUUAUGGCCUGUCGCCUCCUGUGGCACCAAAAGACUUCCAGUCAAGAUGACCUUGCGGCGAUCAAAGAGACGUUCGACGAGACAUUCGCCACUCUCGAAUCCGCCGCAACUGUCACUUUAGACCGCCUGGAAAUCCUCGCGCACGACGUGGAAACUUCCGAAGUAAGGCGCUCGCUCGACCGCGCCCGGAACAAGAUUAGGGAUUGUUUUGGGACAUUGCGGCUCCAGAAUUGGGCGGAAUCCGAGGCAGAUAUUGUGAAAGGGUUGAAAGCAGACAGAACCCGCAUGACUGAAUUCAAGACGUUCCUCGAGAAGAUUAGUCACCAAGUCAGCCCAGAAGCCAACGCUGGGGAGCUUAUCCAAGUGACUGUGGACGUAUACCUCAAGGACAGUCCUCUCGGAAAGCGAACAAUGUCCGUCAAGCCCAAUGCUCGAUUGUUCUCCAUCGUGUGGGAGAUCACCGAAGAAAUCAAAGCCUCCGGCAGGGCCAAAUAUGCUGAAUCUCACAACGUUAAUCUCCACGAUCGGGACAGUGAACUCUCCGCGGAUAGACUGGUUAGCUCCUUGCCUGUGCAUACGGAUGAGAAACGCUACCUCAAGGUUUCCUUGGACGCAAACGUUUGA